GGGUCAAAUGUUAAUCAAAUCAAACUAUGAAGAGAGUCCAAAAUACUUCAGAGCGUAUUUAUUCAACAGAAGGUUCCAGUGAAGCAAACUGUAGCAAUGACAGUUCAGACGCUGGCACACAAGUUUUAGAGAGUUUACCUCAAGGACAAAAUUCACCUUGCAGCUGUACUGACAGCCAUCCUCUCUUCAAUGCACAAUUUCCAUGCCCACCCAAAAAAAGUAUCCUCAGGCUCAUCUGUAAUUUGAUAGUUCUAAGCCUAAUAACUCCAUUUUGCUUAGUGAAAAAAGUCUACUGCAUUAUAUCAAGUGGGAGCUGUACUCGGAAGAUUUUAUUUUGGGUGGCCCUAUUCCUGUUGCUUGUUGGUGCUACAUACGUGGGACUGCUUGAUGGAAACCGGCUCUUUGGAGAUGGGUGGAAAGACUGUUCCAUUUGUGAUCUCUUCGAGGAUGGAACAAAAGAUCUGAGAUCCUUAAUGAAAGCUAGGAAAAUUUUGGUAAAAAAGUCACUUGAAAUCCCAUCUCUGAAGGUGCAAGUACAUAUGCUGCGAACAGAAGUUCAAAGUCUGAAAUUGCGUAUGAAUGAUAUUGCCUAUAAUGCAGUUAGUGAGGCACUAAAAGGAUAUACAAGCAAAGGCAUUACAAGAUGGAGUAUUGAAAAAAUGCUUAAAAAAAUUAAGCAAAAGUUGGAUGAAGAUGUUGUUCAUAUGCCAGAUUAUGCACUCAGAUCAGCAGGUGCCAGUAUUGUUUACACCAGGACUACUAGAAGCUACCACCAUCAUGGAGGAGGAUAUUUCUGGAUGUCAAUCAAGAUACUCCCUUUUGUGAAAUCUCCAGACAUAAUUCUUGAGCCCAGUUACUACCCUGGAAACUGCUGGCCUUUUCCUGGAAGUCAAGGCGAAGCUGUGGUCAGACUAGCCAUGGAAAUUGUUCCAAGAGCUGUUACAAUACAGCAUAUAUCUAAGAAAGUCUCCCCCACAGGAGAGAUCUCUAGUGCUCCCAAAGACUUUGCCAUUUAUGGACUAAAAGGAGAAAAUGAGGAACAAGGAACUUUCUUGGGCCAGUUUAUGUUUGACAUGAAUGGAUAUUUAAUUCAAACAUUCCAGUUGAAGAAUGAAUCUUCUGAAUUUAUGAGCUAUGUAAAGCUGAAAGUGCUAAAUAACUGGGGCCACCCAAAUUACACUUGCAUUUAUCGGUUUAGAGUACAUGGAAAUUUAACUGCAUCUGAGUAUUCUGUAGAUGACCAUGCUAAUACAGGAAGGAGGCCACAUUAGCCCAAUGGCAAACCAAUGUAACUUUGCUGAGCUUCUGAUUCUAUAAUUAAAAUAGAGAUUUGCAACAAUGGCAAGGUUGUGGGAAACUGCUUUAUUCUCUUUCAUUAUUGACUAUGAAAUAGCAAGGCUGCAAUGAACAGAAGUUUAAAUUAUUUGUGACUAUUAAUUGCUUUGGGGAGAAAAUAAGACAUGAAAAAUUUACUACAUACAGUAGGAAGACUAUAAAUUCUAUUUCUCAAUGGUCAUGGACAUUCAUUUUAUUCCUAAGAAAAGCAACAGACCUAGAGUUGGCAGCGAGCAUGGCAUUAGCUGACAAGAACCAGGACUGGCAUCUCUGUUGCUUCCCAUGCAACUGUACACAUUCACAGCUCGUACACAUUUAUAAGAAGAAAGUUGUGUA
This is a messenger RNA of Candoia aspera, 1671 nucleotides long. RefSeq names its product Sad1 and UNC84 domain containing 3 (gene SUN3). Lineage: Eukaryota; Metazoa; Chordata; Lepidosauria; Squamata; Candoiidae. The record is from RefSeq and is a predicted model, not a curated record. Gene Ontology annotation, cellular component: nuclear envelope; meiotic nuclear membrane microtubule tethering complex. The transcript is spliced from 12 exons. Gene Ontology annotation, molecular function: protein-membrane adaptor activity. Bases 27 to 1271 code for a protein of 414 amino acids.